CAGCAGAAGAAGAUGACACUACAAAAAAGCAGCUUAACACGUUGGACAGGUGAUCACUGUGACAGUGCAAGAUCAAGGUCCCGGUCGCACAGCUAGAGACCGGUCUGCAACCGUCUGGCAACUACCGGUGGAAGCCACACCCACACACACCCCAAGUCAUAGUUGCAGCCGGGAAAUUAGAUUGAGACUGGGAAGUGAUUCAAUGUAUCCAAUGUUCAAUGUGCCUGUGGGACCUUAUUAAAGACAAUCAAACUCCUGGAUCGCUGCAGUCUUUCUGACUGAAGUCCUACCUUUGUCCACCGGAGACCUGGACUGUGCUCCUGUGUGGCACCUGUGUGCAGUCUCAAAGGGACCCCAGAGUGAGAAAAACUGUUCUUGGAAAUGAGCCCGUUUUGAGAAAGCAGAAACUUCUGAGAAAGUGCUGGUGGAUGUCCGUGUGUUGCCUGCUGGCCUCUCUUCACCAUGGCAGCAGCCGUGCCUGCGUGCUACCAUGGUUCCAUCACCAGGAAGGAGUGUGAGGAUCUGCUGGGAAGGAAGAACAAGGAUGGGGCUUACCUGAUCCGAGACAGCGAGACCAUCCAGGGAGCGAUGUGUCUCUGUGUCUACAAACAGAAGGUGGUGUACACCUACAGACUGCUGCAGUCGCACAAUGGAUACUACACUCUCCUGACAGCGGGGGGUUUGGAGGAGACAUUUUUUAAGACUAUCGACGACCUGAUCCGUCACUACAAGAGGAAGAACCAGGGUCUGGCCAUGCAUCUGCGCCACUCAGUCAAAAGGAAGACGGCCUUGCUGAUCCAGCCCCAAAGAGUUCUGGAAACGCAGCCUUCGAAAUCACCCGAGCAAAGGUCGCGAAGGGAUGAGCACGAGUCACGGAGGCAGCCGCCUCCCGUACCUGAUGAAGAGCAUGAUUACGAGAAUGCUCCUGAUGCCGAGUACGUGGAAGUGCUUCCCGAUUAACACCGACAAUCAAACACCACAUGAGACAUCUGGAGGAAAUCAGUGAUGUCAGGUCCACAGACUGGAUCUUAUUUGGGAUGUUGACUGUACCUACAUAUUUUUAAGAACAUCAUCUGCUCUUGGAUCACAGUGCCCUGAAGAACUCCUGAAGAACUCUGACCACCUUCCAGAGGAUCUCCAUUAAAUGCAUCCCAGCCCUCGAUGCUCCCGUCAGGAUGAACUGUAUGAACUUUGGUGUUUUUCCUCCAGCACCUGCAGAAGUGUCAGGAAGUCCGUCCUAGUGGUAAAUUUUAGGUGUUAAUGCUUUUAUUACCAAAAGAAUAGAUUUAUAUACAUGUAUAUAUUUUUUAUCAUAACAUAUCUUAAAUACUGUAACCUGUGUUGUACUGUGAGAGUUACUCCAGGCAGCGAGGGCAAAUAAAAAUCUCACAUGGUCACAAAGCUGGGCAGCACGGUGGCGCGGUGGUUAGCCCUGCUGCCUCACACUCAGAAUACUGGAAGGCUUGGGUUCAAUUCCACCUUAGCUGCAACGGCUGGUUACAUCCAGUCUGACAUCAAUGCAGCAUCUUCACCCAGAGAGCUGCCGCUCACUGAAUAUUUUCUCUUUUUCGGACCUGUUUUGGUGGGAAAAUCCCAGCAGAUCAGCAGGUCCUGAAAUACUCAGACCAUCCCGUCUGACAGCGAUGAACACGCCACAUCAUCUCGGUCACGUCUACCUGUCUGAACGCACCGAACUGCUGUCAUGUGGUCGGCAGGUCAGAGGUUGUAACUCUAAAACAUUCCCGUCAGCCGAAUCUGUGGAAACUCGUUUUCAUUAUUUGUGUUCUUUUGUUCCACUAACGUGUGCGUUUAGGAGUGUGUCUGCAGGAAUGGAUGAAAGACUGUGAGUUUGUGUGUGUAAAUAUGUACACUUAUUUUUAAUGUGUUUUUAUCUGAAGUGUGAAGCACUCUGUAGCUGUGUGUUUUUUUA
Molecule: messenger RNA, 1930 nt
Organism: Archocentrus centrarchus (flier cichlid)
Lineage: Eukaryota; Metazoa; Chordata; Actinopteri; Cichliformes; Cichlidae
Product: SH2 domain-containing protein 1B-like
Exons: 6
Coding region: 463-960 (165 amino acids)
Biological process (GO): regulation of signal transduction; regulation of immune response
Source: RefSeq, a predicted model, not a curated record